AUGGAUUCCCCGCAGUCAGUUGUGUCACCAUUCAAGAGUUCUUCAAUUUUCUCUGAGCCUGAGAAGCAGAACACCAAUCUUUUCGCAGAGAACCCUAGCUACUUAUCAAGGGGAAUUGCUCGUCAAAGAAAGGAAACCGCAAUUCGUAAUAUAGAAGACUUCUUUGGUGUUUUGGAGGUUCGUAUAAAUCAGGCUAGGGAUAUUCAUAACAUCUGCAUCUACCAAAAGCAAGAUGUUUAUGCUAAGUUUAGUCUUACCGCUGAUCCUGAAAAUACAGUCUCCACUAAGAUCAUUAAUGGUGGUGGCAGAAAUCCCAUCUUUAAUGAGAAUCUCCGACUUGAUGUUCGUAAAGUCGAUUCCUCCCUCAAAUGUGAGAUAUGGAUGCUGAGCAGGGUGAGAAAUUAUCUCGAAGAUCAACUUUUGGGAUUUGCUUUGGUUCCUCUGUCUGAAAUCUUCCUUAACAAUGGGAAGUUAGAGAAGGAGUUUUCACUCUCCUCAACUGACCUCUUCCAUUCCCCAGCGGGUUUUGUUCAGUUAGCUCUCUCCUAUGUUGGAGCUUCACCGGAAGUGAUUCCAAAUCCUGCAUCGUCCGCAUCUGUGGCUGCAGAUGCAGCUGUAGAGGACACAGAAUCACAGGAAUCGCGUCCGAGUGACUUUGACAAGAUUGAGUUCCCAGAUCCGAAGGUAGUGAAUGAGAAUCAUCAGAUGGUUUCCGAGUAUUUUGAGAUCCGAAAUACGAAUCUGGACGACACCCAUAGUUCAGACAACCUGGACACCUCUGGGACUGAAAAUCACGUAAGCUCAGAUGUAGGCGUUCAACUUGAAGAAAGCUUCUCAACAGGCACCAUCAGUUUGACACCAUUUUCAAAGCACGAUUCUCCUCGAGGCAGUGUAUCAAAGAAUGAAACUCCAUCUGCUUCACUUCAGUCUUCUGACACCCCUGGAGACUCAAAAUCUCCAAAUGAAGAAUACUUGUCACCUCCUAAAGAUAAUCGGAAGGAGAAAAGUGCUGAUGUUGGAGAUGCUGAGAAUAAUGCUUUGAGGGGACUACCAAAUGAUACUUUUGCAAAGCCUGUUGUUAUUGCAAACAUUGAACCAGAGCCAAAGGUGGUGCAGCAAGACAUUGUGGAUAUGUACAUGAAGAGCAUGCAGCAAUUUACCGAGUCUCUGGCCAAGAUGAAGCUUCCAGGAGAAUUUGAAAACCAGCCAACCAGCUCUGGCGAUUCGAGUUUGGAUCAGAAAACACCAUCUAAUAACUCUGGCUCUAGAGUGUUUUACGGGAGUAGAGCUUUCUUCUGA
Messenger RNA from Fraxinus pennsylvanica, 1299 nucleotides. Lineage: Eukaryota; Viridiplantae; Streptophyta; Magnoliopsida; Lamiales; Oleaceae. The record is from the annotation of a GenBank genome assembly.